AUGGGUAAAAACACAGCAACUGUUAUUAAAAUUAUAAAUAUAGGUUUAGCAUUGCUAUUGAUAGGUUUGUCGAUAUAUCAUAUUAUCCUAUUGCAGCCAUUUAAUGACAUUACAACUUUAAAGUUUUUUAACUUUUUCACUCCAUUCUUUUUGAUUCUUUUGGGUGCAAUGUUGAUUGCUGGAGAAAUGAAGGCUGAGUUUGUCACUAAUUAUUUCAAGUUUUUAUAAAAUUUCCUUGGAAGAGGAGUCUUCAAUAUUUAUUUGGCUACAAUCGCUGUGUAUAUCUAUGAAUCUAACGAUGUGUUAGGCUUCAUAUUUGGAGCAAUCAUGUUUUGCUUUGGCAUAUUUUACAUCAUACUUCACUUCUGCAAACCAAAAGACUUGGGAUAUGAUAAUGAAUAUUCUAGCGCAAGUGUUUGA
Tetrahymena thermophila SB210 is the source of this 420-nucleotide messenger RNA. Its product is annotated as COPI associated protein. The record is from RefSeq and is a predicted model, not a curated record. Lineage: Eukaryota; Ciliophora; Oligohymenophorea; Hymenostomatida; Tetrahymenidae. The transcript has 6 exons.